CAAUUAAUGGAGUCAGAAAGACCCAUGGAGUCAAAGAGUUCAGAAAAAUCAAUAGCUGUUUCACAUCAAGAAGAAGAAACAGCUGAAGAACCAGAGGAAGCAGGCGCUGUGAACCCUCUCUUACAGCCUGCUCUCACAGGGAAUGUAGAAGGUCUGCAGAAGAUUUUUGAGGAUCCUGAGAAUCCUCAUCAUGAACAGGCCAAGCAGCUACUCUUGGAAGAAGACAUAGUUGGGAGAAAUUUGUUGUAUGCAGCUUGCAUGGCUGGGCAGAGUGACGUGAUUAGAGCUUUAGCAAAAUACGGUGUGAAUCUGAAUGAAAAAACUACCAGAGGUUACACACUCUUACACUGUGCUGCAGCCUGGGGUCGGCUGGAAACUUUGAAAGCACUAGUGGAAUUGGAUGUUGAUAUAGAAGCUCGGAACUUCCGUGAAGAAACUGCACAAGACAUUGCAACUCGGUAUUCCCAGAGUGAUUGUGUUGAAUUCCUGUAUUGGGCAGAUGCAAGACUAACUCUGAGAAAAUACAUUGCUAAGGUCAGUGCAACCAUUACAGAUCUAGAAAAGGGACCAGGGAAACUUCUUAAGGAAGACAAGAAUAUCAUCCUCAAUGCAUGCCGCACAAAAAGUGAGUGGUUGGAGACCCAUCUGGAAGCUUCCGUUAAUGAACUUUUGGAACAGAAACAACAAUUGGAAGAUAUUGUGACUCCUAUUGUCACAAAAAUAUGUGCCCCACGUCAAGUAAAAAGUGUCAAAUCCAUCACCUAA
Chrysochloris asiatica (Cape golden mole) is the source of this 765-nucleotide messenger RNA. RefSeq names its product ankyrin repeat domain 45 (gene ANKRD45). The coding region runs from base 7 to 765 and encodes 252 amino acids. NCBI's taxonomy places the organism in Eukaryota, Metazoa, Chordata, Mammalia, Afrosoricida, Chrysochloridae. The record is from RefSeq and is a predicted model, not a curated record. The transcript is spliced from 5 exons. Gene Ontology annotation, molecular function: protein binding.